AUGUGGAACGACGAAGAUAACAACCCGUACGGCGCAUUCGAUAGCGAAGCCCGGCUAUCGGAAUCACUGCAUUCUACCACCAUCGAAUCCCCUCUGUACAAUGCCGACUACCCCCCUCCGCCUUCCAGCCACUCCUCCAAUCCCGACAUUUCAGACUUCUCCCAAAAUCCAGAACAGAGCGAUGACGACGAUGGAAACUAUGCUGCGCAGCAGAGCGGUGUCGGUUACUCUCGCAAGAGCGUAUACGAUAGCCGCAUAGAGCAGCUACUCUACGAGAAUCCGGAAAUGCCGAUUCUUAUCACCGACGCCGGGAAGAACCAUGAGGGCGGGGGAGGCUUCAUUGUGUACACAAUACGGACUGGAGAUUUGGAAGUUCGGCGACGGUACUCGGAAUUCUCUUCGUUGCGGGCUACGCUCGUAAGCCUCCACCCAACUCUGAUCGUUCCUCCAAUCCCGGACAAACAUACUAUAGCCGACUACGCUGCGAAACCAACCAAAGCCAAGGAAGAUGCUACGAUUAUUGAUCUCCGGAAACGAAUGUUGGCGGUCUUCCUGAACCGGUGUCGGAGAAUGAAAGAAGUCCGAGAAGAUGGCGUUUGGUGGAGGUUUUUGGAUCCUAAUGUUAGCUGGAGUGAGGUCUUGAAUACUCACCCUGCCUCCUCGGUGCCCAAGAAUAACCUCAAGGCACCCCCUCUUGACCCUGCAAACCCAACGGCCGCGCAUGCUUGGCUUCCAACCCCCUCUGCAUCUGCGAAGCUGAAGAACACGCCCGGGACGGCUACAUCGCCGAUCGCAGAAACACCAGGCCCAGAUAUUCUAGGCCGUUUCCCCCCUGAAUCGCGCAAGCUGAGCGAAAAAGAACUAGAUCCGUAUUUUACCAAUUUUGAAGCUUCUACUCGAGAGUUAGAGCUCCUCCUCCAGGGCAACAUGGAGAAAGUGAAUCGCCGCACGCUUGCUCAUCUGUCCGGAUUGUCCGCAGAUUUGAUGGAGCUGGGUGCUCGUUACAAUGGAUUCUCUCUUUCUGAGCAAUCUCCGACCGUGGCGACUGCUAUUGAACGGGUUGGACAAGCAGCGGACACUUCCUACAUUGAGACGGAAGAGCUGUCACUCGCGCUCAGCGCGAACUUUGCGGAGCCAAUGAGAGAGAGCGCCCAGUUUGCGAGUGUGGUCCGUAAUGUUCUACGAUACCGAGUGCUUAAGAGGGUGCAGGAAGAUAUGACAAGGGAUGAGCUGGCCAAGAAGAGGACUCUACUGGAGUCUCUGGAAAGGAGCGAGCAGGAGGCAAAACGUAUUGAGCAGUACCUUAACCGAAACCCACCACAGGCACCAACAAAACCUCAGCGAUCCCUAUCAACGUCUUCGGCAACUAGCAGUCAGGGAGGCACCGAGGGGGAGUCGCGGCCGAGUGGAGAGGACACAGCCUCCAUUGACUCUGAUUUUCCGCCAACGCAUGCCGAGCAUCCGUCUGCGACGGCGCAGCGGUACCCGGAUCCUGGACCGACGUCACCCCAGGCACAUCGCAAAACGUCGAGUGGGAAUUUUGUUGCUAACAAGAUCUUCGGCCGCAUCAGUCAUGCGGUCCAUGGAUUCGUGGACGUCGAUCCCGAGCGGACACGGCGGGACCAAAUCGGGAAAACUAAAGAAAGCUUGGUCCAGCUGGAGCAAGCGUUAGGGGUGUCAGAGAAAGACGUCAAGGACGCCAGUGCUGGGGUCUUGCACGACCUGAAGCGAUUCCAAAAGGAUAAGGAAGGAGACCUCCGCCGGUACAUGGUAUGUGUAGAUCCCUCAAGAGGUUUUACCCAACUGACACAAGGACAGGUCGCCUACGCACGCUGCCACCUCGACUGGGCUCGCAAGAAUCUCGAGACGUGGACGGAGGCGAAAGACGAGGUGGACAAAAUCGAGGUCCGGUAA
Aspergillus puulaauensis is the source of this 1914-nucleotide messenger RNA. It is a transcript of the gene ATG20, whose product is annotated as PX and BAR domain-containing protein. The transcript is spliced from 5 exons. Bases 1 to 1914 code for a protein of 637 amino acids. Gene Ontology annotation, biological process: retrograde transport, endosome to Golgi. NCBI's taxonomy places the organism in Eukaryota, Fungi, Ascomycota, Eurotiomycetes, Eurotiales, Aspergillaceae. Gene Ontology annotation, molecular function: phosphatidylinositol binding. The record is from RefSeq and is a predicted model, not a curated record.